Molecule: messenger RNA, 5766 nt
Organism: Melospiza melodia melodia
Lineage: Eukaryota; Metazoa; Chordata; Aves; Passeriformes; Passerellidae
Gene: EFHB
Product: EF-hand domain family member B
Exons: 13
Coding region: 53-1807 (584 amino acids)
Molecular function (GO): calcium ion binding
Source: RefSeq, a predicted model, not a curated record
ACUGCCGGCGCCGCCGCCGUUACCGAGCGAGCAGAGUAAGCGAGCGGUGGCCAUGGCGGAGCAGCCACCGCCAUGUCCCAAAGAGACUCUCCCCGAGGGGACUCCAGAGCUGCCGAACGCUGGAAGGUUGAGUCCAGCGGGCAACACGGUUGCGAGUUGUCUCAAAGAGACACCCAAGCCUGUUACUCCCACUGCUGUACGAAAGUUUCGAAACACAACAGAUCCAGCUCCUGGUGCUAAAAUAAUAUUCUACGGCAGUGCAGAUGAUCCUGACAUUGCAACAGACUUGACUCAUGGCAUAAAGUCAACCUCCCAAUGCAGUGUAGCUUCUUUGAUAAGUCCAGUUGCUAAAAGUGAAUUUCAAGAAAAGAUGCAGGACAUGAAAGAAGCAAUUUACUCCAGUAAUCGUGAAGCACCUUUGGGUAAAUCACAUGAUCAAUCUUUGAAGUUACCUGAGGGCUUGGAUAUAAUUAAAACUACAUUUGGAAUUAAAGUCUGCAAAGAUUUAACAGCUGGAGAGCUUGUCAAUCCACCAAAAACCUUUGAGGAAGUGGAUAAAGAAGCGAGAGAAGGACAUGAUUUAUAUGUUCUCUCACAUGAGGAUUAUUAUGUGGGGGAGUCAGUCAAUAGGAAGUAUAACUCACACUUUGACAAGUCUUUUGUUUAUGGAAUGGAAACCCCUCACUAUGAAGAUGGGCGAAAUACAGCCAAGACCUUCAAUUGGGUCUUUGACCUGGAUUCGAAGAGAGGACCAAACCUUGUGUCAAAACGAAGUGAUGAUUUCAAGGAAAAAUACCAGCCUCUGAUUGGAAAAGUUUUUGAUCCUAUAGCAGAUACUAGGAAUGUUCCCCCAGACCAUACAUUUGGAUUGACGGCCCAUCCAGAUGAAUAUGACGUUCAUCAUCUUCUUCAUGUCCGGGUUCCGUGUGAGUUCCUCUGUGGGAAGGACAGAGAAAGAGUUAUCUUGAUGGCAGUUCGAGAAAGUCUGAAGAAAGCUGACUACAGGAAUUUUGAUGUGUUACUAAAAGCAUUAAGACAUUUUGAUAAGAAUGGUGAUGGAAUGAUACACAAGGACAAGCUACGAAAGAUCUUUUCUCAGCUGAAUGUGAAUCUGGAUGAUGAGCUCCUGGAAACCUUAUUUGACUGCUGUGAUUUGGAUAAGGAUGGUCUGAUUAAUUACCAGGACUUUGCGAACUUUCUGAACUGGAAAGAUAAAAUGGGUGUUAAAGAGUUUGAAGAAAAAAUAAUUACAAAAGGGAAAAAAUUAGAUGCAUAUCUUUCCAAAGACACAAAGAAAGAGGAUGAACCACUGCCAGAAAAGAAAGAUCUUGAGUUAAAAGAACGAGAAAGCUCAGAAAAGAUGCCAAAACCACUUUCAAGAUCAACAGACCGUGUAUAUACAAAUUAUCGAACAUCAUCUUCUCAGUAUAAUGCUGUAGUUGGUGGUAUCCCAGCAUCCUGUUAUCCAUUGUGUGGUGUUCCAAGUAUUCGUUCAGAUAUUCCUGCUCCUCAAGUUUGUCGCCUCAGUGACACGACUAAUUAUGGUGACCAGGGCAGUAGUUUUUCACUUUUGUACCCUUCUGUCUUCAGUCAAAAGGGAGUAUAUGAAAAACACCUUUUAAAAAAGAGACCAAAGGCAGAGAUUAAACAAAUUCUCCACAAUAUGGGCAUGAAUACUUCAGAUGAAAGGUUUGAAGAAAUAUGGAAGCAAGUGUGUACAAAACAUGAGAUAAAAGAGCUUUGUGAUUGUGAAGAAAGUAUGUGGAAUAUACUGAAUAAGAUACAUGAAUCAGGCAUAGAAUUCUAGUCUCUGGACACUGCUUUUAUUUAACAUUAGUCAUAAUUCUGGUGCUGAAUAAAAAAAAAACAACAAAUAUUUAUAUGUGUAUUGUCUUUCUGAGUAGUGGGUUCACCACAUGUAUGAAUCAUUGCAUUUGGUAGGAACUGGUAUCCAUGCUUGUAAAUGUAGUACCAAUAUUUACAAAUAUAUCCCAUUUAAAUGUAUUUUUUCUCUUAUAAGUGGAAAAACCCUUUUAAAAGUGCUAAAAAUAAAUAUUUCAGAUAUUCAAGGCCUGUCAAAGAUUAUUAUCAUAUCAUGGCAUUUUCCCUUUCUUCUCAUGUUCCAUAAUUCUUGUCAACAGAGAUCUGGUUGUGGCAAAGUAUUUGAGAUGUUUGACCAUUCAUGUGAGAAAGUGCUUUACAGUCCAAUAGUAAGAAAGGUAAAUAGGAAUAGGUGUGGGUUCCAAAGUGUUGUCAUGAAAUAGCCUCCAUAAAAACCUAUAGGUUAAGAAGUGCUAGAAAUGAAUGUCCAGUUUGUGAUAGAGGGCUCCUAUUCUUUAUGCAACCUUAUGACUCUUACUUAAUAGUAUUCAGCUUUCACAAUGAGGAAAAAAGUAUGGAUAUUGAGAGGUGUUUAUGUAAUAAACAUUACAUUGCUGAGUAGUCAGAAAAGUUUGUGAGGGCUUUCAGAGAGCCCUCAUUUAAUUUCAUUUGUGACCACUGUGGUUUCUUGGAAAGAGGGAGAGUCAUUAUUAGAAAAUCCUUAACGAUUAUUAUGCAAAUCUCAAUGAAUAGAUGUAAAGUCCAAUAACAAUAAAUAAUGGAAAGAAAAUAAUAUGAAAACAUGCAACUGUGAGUGGGAAUGUUCACUCUUCUUCUACAGUACUGAACUUUGAUGUAAAACAGAUGGAAAUUGUUCACUAUUAACAGUGAGAAAUAUUACUUCUAGGCUUUCAAAUGCAAAUGAAAGAUCCUUGUCCAAUGUAAUCUUAAUAUACAGGAUUUAAAGAAGGAUGCUAUUUUGUCACCUAUUAGUGUUUUAAAUACCUUAGUAAGAUUUGGAGAAUGUUGCCAGCCAAAAGCGUUACUGAGUUUUACAAUGCAAGUAAAGUUUUCUUUUGUUAAAUUCUAGAAAUGCACAUGUAAUGCCAGUUUAAUGUUUUAGUUCCUUCUUCUGUUGCGUUUAAGAUUCCUCUUUUGCCUAUGUUCUAGGAGCUGUCAUUUACAUGUAACUUGCUUGUUAUGUGAGAUCUGCAAGCCAGACCCUUUUGUACAUUAUUUUUGUAGCAUUAACAGCAGCUGUCUUACAUCAGGUAGGAAGAAUUUGCUUUCUGGUAUCUCCAAGGAGCAGGUGGUGGAAAUGCUGCUUGAUGAAGGCAACUUCUUUCCUGCUGUGAAUGAAUGUUCUGCACUGUUGCUGCCUUGCCUCCCCAUCCUUCUGGAACUCUCUGCAUGCACUCAGAAGCAUGCAGGAAACAGACUGACUGUCCCAAGUGGAACCAUGGAAGAAAAAUGUCCAGCUGAUUACAAUUGAAUUUACGAUGUUAGAAUUUUACUAUUUCAGUGAAACCCUCUAAAGCUUAUUUUCUGCUCAUAUUAUGUGGGAAGGAAGAAUCCUGUAUCUUUGUGGCAGUGAACUUUCAAAAGCACUGGAGAGAAUUACUUUAGAAAAAACAAAAUAUUUUUCCUCUUCAAUAGAAGAUUGUAGAUGAAAUACUCAAGCUCAUGUCGGGGGGGAAAAUGGAAAAAAAGUUACUGUAUCUGUGUGUAUGUAUUUAUGUAUGUGUGUACAUAUGAGAUCUGUUCUGUUUGUUCAGCAGCUUGAAAUUCUGUGAACUUUUUUUUAUUCUACCAUAAAGUACUCACUUGCACUCCUCUUUCAGUAGAAUCAUUUCCUUUGUCAAUGAAAUUGAAUUAAUGUUGUUCUCGGUCAGUCUGCUAAAUAAGUUUUGAGUAAAGAAGACUGCUAAAUCAUGGUUUCAUUUUUUGUGAGUAUGUUUGUAACCAUGGGCUAAAGAUUUUUUUUUUCCAGGUUUGGGUUUGAAAUUAUCCCUCUGAAGCUUGAAAAAAUAAAUUACUGAAAAGACCUAUAAAUUCUGCUUGUAGGUGCUUGUUUUUCAUCGCCAUACUGACUAGGAAGCCCCUGAAAGAUUUAAUCACUAUGACACAGUGACUUCUCAGGAGUUCCCCAAUUCUUUUGCUUCCUUUUGUGAAACAGUUUGUGUACACAGAGCUUUGGUGCAGGUUUUUCUGUUUGUGUCUGUCUGACUCUCCAAUAUGUGAAUUCAAUGGCAUGUUUUUAUACUUUAAAGCUGCAAGUUGUGUUCUGUAAUUUUUGUGGGUCCCUCAAUAUAUUCCAAAAGACAGAAAAUACAGGGUUUGCUUUCGUUUCAGUGUGAUUCUAGGUAUGGAGCUUGUGUAACUAGGACAGCACACUACCUUGCACUAACCCAGGGGCUGUAUCCAAGGUAAAGUUUUUGGAAAGAGAGGUGAAAACAACUCAAAAGCCAUGUGUUCUAAGAGUAAAUGUGUAAAUUUAGUGGUUGAGGCAAUUUAUUCUAUUAACAGUUAUGUUAAAAAAUCACAUGUUGUCUGAGAUGGUGGACAAAACUAAUGAACAAUAAAUUGUGGCAAAGGUAAAUAUUUUGUCAAAAAUCAGUGAGUUCUAGACAUUUUGUGUCAAAUUUUCUUAAUAGAAUUUUCAUAAAAAUAGACCCUGGGUAAAAGAGACAGCACAUUCAGAUACUUGUGCAUUAUUUCUCCAUUAAUCUGUUUCACUGUAAUGAGUAUUCCAAAGAAUAAUGUUUUUAGUAAUGAUGCACUUUUAAUUAGUUGUGUCAAGUGAACAAAGUUCAUUUUGGAGCAGAUGUAUUGGUUUUCAGGAGCCAAGCAGGGAGCUCUUCCUAUAUACAGAGAUAGAGACUGGUGUUUGCUAGUCCCCAAAAGCCAUGACAGGGAAACUGACUUUCAGUACCUGAAGACACCUGUAAAAGAUAAGGUUGAAGAUUUGAAUGUGCAAAAUGACUUUUCAUUCAUUCUGUAUUUCUGGCACUUUGGAAUAUGAAUGUACGCAACUAGUAUGCCUUACUUGGCAGUGACUUGUGCUAAGUAAAGCAGAUGUUGGACUAGAUCAUUCAGUUAUUAUUACUGUUAUUAUUUCAGUUCUCUAAUGAAAAAAAUAAUCAUCUGUGCAUUAACUUUUGUUUGACACGCUGGAUAAUCCAGCCCACUGUCUUCCAUAGAAAUGUAUGUACAGAUAAAUGUAGGCCUUUUCCUAGAUAUUAUUAAUAGCUAACAUUAUUGUAUCUGUCUUAAAAAGAUUUAGUGUUUUUGUUCUGUACAUCAAGAGCUAUUGUUUUUCAGUGAUUUAUCUGAUCAAGUAAAUUUCCUGGUCCUUGAACUCAUUCCUUGAAGUGAAUGGCCAGUUUUGCUUGUUUACUUGAUUUGUUUCUAAACAGCUGUAUAUAAUUAUUUGUGUGCUAAAUAGAAUGUUAAUAAUCUUUUAUACUAAGAAGAGUACUUCAAAUGGAUGCCUAAGCAGAAAAGGUACUGGGGAAAAGUGCCUAGAAAGAUGGCGAAAGUCUUUGUGUUGCCAACAGAUGGGAGCAGGUAUGAUGUUUUUGGAAUGACUUACACAGCCUAAUUAGUUGAUGUUUGCUAUUAGGAUGCAUUUCUUUGGACAGUAGUUAUUUGCAUUUGACAGUCUGUCACACUGCACUAUCUGCCUGAGUGGCUUCUCCUUGCUGGAUGGCCAGAGUGCUUUUCUGGCAGCUAGGUACAGGUUUAGGCGUGCCAGAGAAACACUAAAUGCUACCAAUUGUUAAAUAGUUCCAAUAGGAUCUUUAUUUCUUUACCACUCUUUAAUACCCUACUAAUUUUGGAGAUGUCAUCACAGAUUAUUCAAACCCAUAGGAAAGAUUUUGAGGUUUUUGAUCAGGACUAAUCUGCAAGGAGAAAAGUAGUUAAAACAAUUGCCAGUAGGUUCUG